Cydia strobilella is the source of this 761-nucleotide messenger RNA. RefSeq lists its product as uncharacterized. NCBI's taxonomy places the organism in Eukaryota, Metazoa, Arthropoda, Insecta, Lepidoptera, Tortricidae. The transcript is spliced from 5 exons. The coding region runs from base 39 to 719 and encodes 226 amino acids. The record is from RefSeq and is a predicted model, not a curated record.
CCGAAUUUCCAUACAAAUAUUUCCAAUUAUUUACCAAAAUGCCGGAUGAAAUACAAACACGACGCUACGAGUCUAUGUUAUUCAACUACGGGACAGUACAAAGAACAGAUUACAGGGAAAAUAAAAUCAAACCUCCCGUGCCUACACUGUAUAAGGAAAAAGCGCCGAAAUCUAGAGCGGAAUUUAAAGGCAUCAAGGACACGCAAACUCUGACUGAGAGUCUGCCCAUCCCGUUCGAUCUCUUUAUUAGACCUAAAGAUAUCGUGAGGACUAAUCCUAGAAUCGUGCAAAAGACUUACUUAAAACCUGAAGAUCUAGAGCGUGAGGAGGCGCAGAGGACUCGCCCACGUCUGGUUAUGACACCAGCCGUCAGUAUGGACGAUAUCGACAACAAACAAGUCCGCGAUUUGCUGUUAAAGGACAUUUAUACGAGCACGGUGCGGAUCGCGACGGAGGAGGGCGUAGCCCUGACCAACUACAAGACCGUUCGAGCCCCGUUCCCGGGCCUGCCAGCGCCAGCUAAUCCAAUAACCCUACCAAAGCUGAACGCUCAAUACGUGUCUCCCGAGUGGCGCAUGGACUCUGUGUCGUGGGACAACCGUCAGCUGCGCACCUACUGCGACCCGACUGAGAAGUUCUGGCUCGAAAGGACUCCUAAAUGCAGCGUAUGUGACGACACAGCGGCGCGAACAGCACAACAGAAAAUUAAGGAACAAUGAAAACGCGGGCCUGAACAGAAAAGCUUUAUUGUCAAACUUAAU